GUGUUUUCUCUUGAACUCCCUACCACAUAACACAGAAUACACUCCCUAAGCCUGCUUGUUGAGACUGGCAGGGCGCAGGGCCCUUUGCAUUCCCCCCCCCCUUAACUAAUAAUUGCGGCGCUGCCUGCACUAAAUCUCUCCGCCCCACGCCUUCACAUUUCCUAAGCGCGAUCGACGUCGUCCAACACGAGGGAGUGCUUCUACGUCAGUACGGAGUAGAAAAACCCUUCUGCCUGCCGUGUCUUCGGUCUCUUUGACUCGGAAUCUUCUUGACCACCUCCUUCAACCUCUCAGAUCCGCGUUGUGUGCCGCGAGUUUAUUGUUGCGGCGAGGGUGCCCCUCUUUUUCCUCUUAUUUUUAGCAUCCCUGCGCCCAGCUGGUUACGUCAAGAUGGCCUAUAACAAAUCCUACAAUCCGGAUGCCCUGCCAGCACACGCCGAACCCGAGCAGGUCGCGCAAAUGAUCGGACAGAUGCAAGUCUCGCAUGCUCAGCACAAACCCGUCUCGUCUCGACUACCACUUCCAUCUCAGAGUUCCGCGAGCAGCGGGGUACCGCCGCGGGUUCCCGUCUCGCACGCUUCUUCGCCGGGCCCUCAACACCAGUCGUACAAUGGCCGGGGUGGUAGCACCCCGGGACAUCUCAACAACCGACCACAUCCUCUGCAUCCGUCACCGCCGCCACAGAAUUACGGGUUUGGCCCGCCACCCGUGCAGCCGGUGCGCAACCGCCCGCCGCCGCAGUCGCGUCCUCCGGCGAACUCGCACCCUCCCGCGCUGACCACGCCCGACGAUGACCCGCAGCAGCUGUUCCCGCUGUUCCGGGCUGCCAAUUCGUCUCAUUCCGGGGCGCUGACGGAGCUGGAACUGGGUUCGGCGCUGGUCAACGGGGACUUUUCGUCGUUCCACCCGAAGACGGUCAAGAUGAUGAUCCGCAUGUUCGACCGGAACGGCAGCGGGACGAUCUCGUUCGACGAGUUUGUCUCGUUGUGGCGCUACCUCGCGGCGUGGCGGGAACUGUUUGAGCGGUUCGACGAAGACCGUAGCGGUCGGAUCAGUCUGACGGAGUUUGAAAAGGCGCUGGUCGCGUUCGGGUACCGACUCAGCCAGCCCUUCGUCACCGUGCUCUUCUCCACGUUUGAAGCCAAGGGACGGCAGGUCGCGGGCCACAACGCGCCGGGAAUGAGCUUUGAUCUGUUUGUGCAGGCGUGUAUCAGUCUGCGCCGCAUGACAGACGUCUUUAAGCGGUACGACGACGACCGCGAUGGAUACAUCACCGUCAGUUUCGAGGAGUUUCUCACUGAAAUCCUACAAUUGCAGGAUUAA
Penicilliopsis zonata CBS 506.65 is the source of this 1323-nucleotide messenger RNA. RefSeq lists its product as hypothetical. The record is from RefSeq and is a predicted model, not a curated record. NCBI's taxonomy places the organism in Eukaryota, Fungi, Ascomycota, Eurotiomycetes, Eurotiales, Aspergillaceae. The transcript is spliced from 4 exons. Gene Ontology annotation, molecular function: calcium ion binding. Bases 391 to 1323 code for a protein of 310 amino acids.